AUGCAUAUUUGUGGAAUGAAACAACAAGCUGUUGGAGCAAAAGGAAAACUUUUUUGUGGAUCAAAACCUGCAGUAGGUGUUAAAGUUAAACUUUGGGAUGAAGAUGAAGGAGUAACAGAUAUGAAUGGAAAUUUUUCAUUACAAGGAAGUACUAGAGAAUUAACAACAAUUGAUCCAGUUUUUAAAAUUUAUCAUGAUUGUGAUGAUAGUAUAAUACCAGGAAAAAGAAAAGUAAAAUUUAGAAUUCCUAGUCAAUACAUUUUUGCUGGAAAUACCCCAAAAUAUUCAAUAGAUUUUGGUAUAUUAAACUUAGAAACAAUAUUUGUUGGUGAAGAAAGAGAUAUUUAA
Messenger RNA from Strongyloides ratti, 348 nucleotides. RefSeq names its product Transthyretin-like family-containing protein. NCBI's taxonomy places the organism in Eukaryota, Metazoa, Nematoda, Chromadorea, Rhabditida, Strongyloididae. Gene Ontology annotation, cellular component: cell surface. The transcript has 2 exons. Bases 1 to 348 code for a protein of 115 amino acids. The record is from RefSeq and is a predicted model, not a curated record.